CCUCUUCAGGUUUUUAUGGGUUUUUAAUGAACAAAACAGAAGAGAAAUAACUCAAAAAGUGAAAAAGUUUGUGCCUUUAUAAAGCUUUAAACAGAAAAGUUUUAAUCUUUUUUGAACGUUCUUUUUGCUAUAACUAUUACUUGUAUGCUGUUUCUAUAUGGGUUAUUCUUAUUCAAUAACUUUUCUUCAGAGUUUAAUUAGUUUCAUACACCAAACCAAAUGAACCAGACCAAUAAUAUUAGUGUUAAGAGUAAUUAUAGUAAUAUGUCUCAGUGUAAAGAUCCGGCUAUUAAGCUUUUUGGAAGAAAUAUUCCGGUACCUGAUAUUCAGAUUCUGCCCAAACCACCAUCCAAGAAUAGCUGCAAUGGUAACAUAAAAGGAGAAACUGAGAGUUGUGGUGAAGCCAACUUAGGAGAACCGGCUAAGUCAUCUGCGACAGGACAAACUACGGAAGAAGGCCAAACCCCUAAUCAAGUGAAUGAGGUAGCAAAAGCAGCUUCCGAACCCAAAGAAGACGAGGCAGAGACUGAUUGUACAGACCAAGAAAAAGUUUUCAAGAAGCCAGAUAAGAUCGUGCCGUGUCCACGAUGUAACAGUUUAGACACAAAAUUCUGUUACUUUAAUAACUACAAUGUCAACCAACCAAGACAUUUCUGCAAAAAUUGCCAGAGAUAUUGGACAGCUGGUGGAACGAUGAGAAAUGUCCCAAUUGGUGCUGGGCGGAGGAAAAAUAAGCACCUAGCCUCUCAGUACCGCCAUAUAUUAGUAUCUUCAGAUGGGGUGCCAAUUACCAGUAUUGAAAACUCAGACUCAGCCAGCCACCAACUUAUGUCGUCUGUUGAAUCUCAAACCAUGUUGAGGCCUUCGACAACAGGAAACGGCGUGGUGCUAAAAUUUGGCCCGGAACCACCACUUUGCGAAUCCAUGGAGACAGCACUCAAUCUUGGAGAACAAAAGAGAUACUCUGAGAUGAGUUCAUCCAAUUGCCGAGAAAUUCCGGAGGAGCCAUCGUCAUGCGGAUCCUCCUUGUCGUUAUCUGCUUGUGGAAGAAAUGAAUUACCUGAAACUAUUGCACAAAAGGAGCCAGUAGGCCUGCCGGGACCUACUAAUGAGCUCAGUGUGCCACAUCCUUUACAGUGUUAUCCUGUUCCUCCGUGGGUUUUCCCCGUAGCCCCUAAUUGGAGCAACGCAACCUCCAUGACAGCAGCUCAGCUGUCCACAGCACAACCUUGCAUGCCAAAUAGCAACAAUUCCAAUCAAGUUCAAUGGUGCUCUACGCCAAUACUAGCAGUUCCUAGCUUUUGUUCACCUAGCAUUCCUUUGCAACUUGUACCGGCUUCAUAUUUAGGCUGCGUGCCUCUGUGGGCUGCUGGAGCAGGAAAUUUGGCCGUAAACGGAUCUAAUGGUUGCUCUUCCCCAUCAUCCUCUACUAGCACCAGUUGUUGCUCAGGAAAUGGCUCGCCAAAGUUAGGCAAGCAUGGUAGAGACUUGAAUCUUAUGGAUGAAGAGCAAGCAGACAAUUGUGUAUUGGUUCCAAAGACUCUGAGAAUUGAUGACACAAAUGAGACUUCAAGAAGUCCUCUAUGGGGCACAUUAGGUCUUAAGGGAGACCAGAAGAAUCCUGUAUCAAAAGGUUCUGUCUUCAAGCCUUUUGAAUCCAAAGCAGAGAGAAAGGACCAUGUACCAGAAUCCACUCCUAUACUGGAAGCAAAUCCAGCAGCUCUUUCGCGCUCCACUACAUUCCAGGAGAGCAGUUAAAGGGCCUUGGCUGAGGAAACAAGUCCUCGAGCCAAUUCAUAGUUAAAAGUAUUGUCCAGAUAUCUCGUCAGUGAGUUCACAGUGUAAAUAUUUGAGGAUCUUUAGUGUGUUUUUCUAGUCUGCCGCGACUUGUAGGUUCCAAGUUCAUACAAAUGCGUAAUGCGUUACUUCUGCUUUGAAUUGGCAGAAAAAUAAGAGGAAGUUCUGCUGAAUGUUGUAUGUAUUAUUCAAAACCAUGUUCAGUUACAAGGAUAACCCAGGUUUUGCAAUGUUCCAUAUAUUACAUACUUGGUUGCUUUCCUUUAAACGUGAAAUUCGAGCAUCUUUUUGUUUC
Messenger RNA from Mercurialis annua (annual mercury), 2092 nucleotides. RefSeq names its product cyclic dof factor 2-like. The coding region runs from base 220 to 1758 and encodes 512 amino acids. The record is from RefSeq and is a predicted model, not a curated record. Lineage: Eukaryota; Viridiplantae; Streptophyta; Magnoliopsida; Malpighiales; Euphorbiaceae. Gene Ontology annotation, biological process: regulation of DNA-templated transcription. Gene Ontology annotation, molecular function: DNA-binding transcription factor activity; DNA binding. The transcript has 2 exons.